This is a messenger RNA of Arctia plantaginis, 1113 nucleotides long. The record is from the annotation of a GenBank genome assembly. Lineage: Eukaryota; Metazoa; Arthropoda; Insecta; Lepidoptera; Erebidae.
AUGAGUCGGCAAACGCUUUCAUGGACGCCGGCCAACGCCGAGAGGAUUGUAGAUACACUGUGUAAAGUUAGAGGAGCCGCCUUGAAGCUAGGCCAGCUGCUUAGCCUGCAAGACGAUGCCGUGAUCUCACCAGAAUUACAACGCAUCUUCGAACGUGUGAGGCAGUCGGCAGACUUCAUGCCCUCGUGGCAAGUGGCCAAAGUGAUGACGUCACAACUAGGGCCCAAUUGGCGGGACAUGGUCGCUAGUUUUGAGGACAAACCCUUCGCAGCUGCUUCGAUAGGUCAAGUGCAUUUAGCCGUACUCCACAGUGGUCAGGAGGUGGCCAUGAAAGUUCAAUACCCUGGUGUGGCUAAAGGCAUUAAUAGUGACAUUGAUAAUUUGGUUGGAGUCAUGAAGGUAUGGAACAUAUUCCCAAGGUUCAAGAAACUACUGGCUCCGUACCCUGAGUACUUUGUGCCUGAUGUUAUAGACGAGCUGUGUGCUCAAGAGGUGAUAACAACAGAGUUGAUAGAGGGAGUCCCCCUGGACAAGUUGUUCGACGCGCCUUACGAGAUUCGCAUCGACAUCGCAUACAAGAUCAUGCAGCUGUGCCUCAGAGAGAUGUUUGUGUUGAGGUGUAUGCAGACUGAUCCCAAUUGGGCUAACUUCUUCUACAAUCCAGCUACGAAGCAGGUGAUUCUCCUCGACUUUGGCGCUACUCGGGUGUACUCGAAGGAAUUUAUGGAUACGUACAUUGAAAUAAUUCACGCGGCUUCCUGUGGCGAUAGAGACGCCAUCUUGCGAAUGUCGCGGGACAUGAAGUUUCUUACCGGCUAUGAGUCCAAGAUAAUGGAACAAACUCACGUGGACACCGUAAUGAUCAUGGGCGAGGUCUUCACCAGUAGUUCUGGAGAAUUCGACUUCGGUACCCAGCAAACCACCAAACGGAUCCAAGCCCUCGUCCCUACUAUACUCACACACAGAUUAUGUCCCCCACCAGAGGAAAUUUACUCUUUACACAGAAAGUUGUCUGGAGUGUUCCUCCUCUGUUCCAAGUUGAAGGUGAAGAUGAACUGUAGGGACAUGUUCCAGGAUAUUUAUGAGCAGUACAAGGCUAAUAGUUUAAGAUAA